Messenger RNA from Coniosporium apollinis CBS 100218, 1302 nucleotides. RefSeq lists its product as uncharacterized. The transcript is spliced from 2 exons. Lineage: Eukaryota; Fungi; Ascomycota; Dothideomycetes. Gene Ontology annotation, molecular function: FAD binding; monooxygenase activity. The record is from RefSeq and is a predicted model, not a curated record. The coding region runs from base 1 to 1302 and encodes 433 amino acids.
AUGAAAAUCAUAAUAGUCGGCGCCGGCAUCUCCGGCCUGAGCCUCUACCUCCACCUCCGCAAGCACCUCCCCUCACCCCCAUCCUCCCAGCCUCCGCACACCAUAACCAUCUACGAAGCCCACAAACCCCGCAGCACCCCCGCCGCCAUCCAAGACUCCAGCUUCGCGGAGCUCUCCUCCUCAACCGCCAUCGUAGGCGGCGGCCUCGGCAUCUCCCCCAAUGGCAUGCGCGUGCUGCAUUCCCUCUCCCCUGCUCUACAUGCCGCAGUCACUACGCAGGGCUUCCGGUGCGAGAACUUCGAUUUCCGGUCCUCGAGGGGUUGGAAGUUACACAAGACGCCGACGAGUGAUAAGAACGUCAAGAGGCCGGAUGGCGAGGAGGUAAGGGAGGAGUGGUGCGUUGCCAGCUCGAGGCAUGGGUUGUGGAGCGUUUUGAUGGACGCGGUGGUUGAAGAUGGCGGAAAGGUAAUUUACCGGAAGGUCGUGGACGCUGGAGUGACUGGGCUUGGCAGGCCUUUUGUUCGGUUCGAGGACGGUGCGGAGGAGGAAGCUGAUCUUAUAGUCGGGGCGGAUGGGGUGUGGUCGGCGGUGAAAAGAGGGGUUUUUGAUGCUGAGGACGAAAGGUUCAGUCCGAAGUAUGAGAAGCUUGCAGGAGUCGGAGGUUUCCUGGAUAUGCCAAUCCCAGAAGACGUCUUACACGACAGGUCCAUGGUCUUUACCUUUGGCGCCAACGGCUUCUUCGGCUACUCACCCUACUCGCCAUCUAAGAAUCGGAUGAUGGCAUGGUCGACCUUUGAGACAGAAGCGGUGCCGGCGAAGAAAGGGUUUGACGUUGAGGAGAUCAAGCAGCAGCUGACAGAACGACACAAGGGCUGGAAAGAUCCGGUCAUUUCGAACAUCAUCAACACUAUUGAGAUUGACUCGGUCUAUCCAGUGUUCACAACGCCAGAGCUUCCACAUUGGGGCGAGAAUGGCCUCGUACUCAUUGGCGAUGCGGCACAUGCGCUGCAGCCGACUACUGGACAAGGCGCAAGCCAGGCGUUGGAGGAUGCGCAGACGUUUUCAUUCUUGCUCACGCACCACCUUAAGAAGGCCUACAGCGAAGGUAGCGACAUCUCCGAGGCCGACGCAAUCGUACUGAGCUCGAAGUCGUUGUAUGAGCUCCGCAGAUUGCGGGUUAAGACUCUGGCAGAUCGGGCCAGAAUGAUCGAUGCCGGGAAGAUGAAGCAAACCAUCUGGGCCGAGUUGCUGUUGUGCCUGUUCCUCUGGCUGGUUGGGAAGUUUCAGUUCGUCGGUAAGUGA